Temnothorax curvispinosus is the source of this 1041-nucleotide messenger RNA. RefSeq lists its product as uncharacterized. The transcript has 2 exons. NCBI's taxonomy places the organism in Eukaryota, Metazoa, Arthropoda, Insecta, Hymenoptera, Formicidae. The record is from RefSeq and is a predicted model, not a curated record. The annotation marks the transcript as partial.
GCGGUAGAGGAGAAGGCUCAGCCGCAGCCAUCGAGGGCGGACCAUCGGGGAGCGCCGGGGCACCAGUCAGGCACCUGCCAAUUGGAACUCGCCAUCGGGGAACGCCCCGGCAACCAGUCAGGCCCACCCAUCGAGGAGCGGAUCACCCUGUCCCCACCGCGCCCUUCCAUAAGGGCUGGUUGGCUUCCUGGCCUCACGAGCCCAGCCUGCCCGAGUUCGGGUUCCCCGGGUUCGCCAAACCCGUAUCAGGGACGCCCACCAGGAGUCUCGAAGGACCCCCGAAAGCCGUUCCCGACCCCUGGGACGUCAUCCGGACCGAAAUCCGCCACCCGUCGGCCGACUCAAGCAGAAAAAGCUUCCACCAUACUCCCCCGCGGGCUAAGCGAAAGAUCCGGCCGAGCAAGCUCGAUCCCGGUCCCCUGCCGCCCACGAGAAGACAGGGCACAGGAUGCUCCCUCAAUACAAUCGCCGACCAACGGGUUCCUAAACACGCCGCCGACCCUUACGUCCGGUGGCAGGACACCACCAACCCUAACCCGGUCCGAGCGGCCCAGUGGAUCACCCUCCUAGGGGGCUGUCCGGCCCCGACCUCGGAUCAUUUUCGUGCGGCCUGGACAGCCCCUGUAGGCCCGCAAUUCCGCGACCUGCCGGAGCACCGGCGUGCAAUGGUCGCGAGAUUGUCCCCCAUCCUGCUGGAGCACCGGCGUGCAAUGGAUGGAGGAAGACCCACCCCGUCCUGGUUGCCGGUGGUAGAAUCAAAAUCCUCUAACGGUCCCGGCCGACCGGGCGUUUACAGUCGCCAUCCCCUAGCGGCUGUUGGAGUCUGGGUGGCCGAAGCCAGACCCAGACUCCUAGCGGGGCAGCCGGUCUCCCGGUUUUUUGUGGGAAGGGUUUUCCUUCCCUUAGGGCCGUCGGGAGAGCAAAGGCCCAUCCCUUACGGCCCCGCCUGGGCCGAGCAAACUUAUUAUAGAAGUCGCCUACCUCGCGAGUCCCCGAAGGGACUCCCUGGUCCCCGCCAGCUCAAAGACUGACGAAGAUUAC